Messenger RNA from Sciurus carolinensis (gray squirrel), 3550 nucleotides. RefSeq names its product cyclic nucleotide gated channel subunit alpha 4 (gene Cnga4). NCBI's taxonomy places the organism in Eukaryota, Metazoa, Chordata, Mammalia, Rodentia, Sciuridae. Bases 1 to 1929 code for a protein of 642 amino acids. Gene Ontology annotation, cellular component: intracellular cyclic nucleotide activated cation channel complex; plasma membrane. Gene Ontology annotation, biological process: potassium ion transport; monoatomic cation transmembrane transport. The record is from RefSeq and is a predicted model, not a curated record. The transcript is spliced from 8 exons. Gene Ontology annotation, molecular function: intracellularly cGMP-activated cation channel activity; voltage-gated potassium channel activity; intracellularly cAMP-activated cation channel activity.
AUGGAACGCGGACCCUGGCCAGGCCCUGUCGUCGCGGCGGUACUAGGUGAGUUCAGGCCGCCGCCAUCGUUCCUCAGGCGCAUCAGCCGCGCCGCGCCCCGCCCCGCGCCACACGCAGCCCGCGCCCCCGCGCACCACACGUCCGGCCAAAAACGGAGCGUUGACGCUUGUUUCCUGGCAACGGUCGAACGCAGGGGCGGAGAAACAGACGGCGGUCGGAGGAAAGAGUGCCGCUUCUCGUCCAGGUCCCACCCCGUAGCACGGAAGAAGCUACCUGUCUUGGAUCCAUCUGGGGAUUACUACUACUGGUGGCUGAAUACCAUGGUCUGCCCUGUAAUGUAUAACCUCAUCAUCAUCAUAUGCAGAGCCUGCUUUCCUGACUUACAACAUGGUUACCUGUUGGCCUGGUUUGUGCUGGACUACACAAGUGACCUCCUGUACCUUCUGGACAUCAUAGUGCGAUUCCACACGGGAUUCUUAGAACAGGGUAUCCUGGUGGUGGACAAAGGGAGAAUCGCCAGUCGCUAUGUCCGUACCUGGAGCUUCCUGUUGGACCUGGCUUCGCUCCUCCCCACGGAUGCCCUCUACUUGCAGUUGGGCCCACACACGCCCACGCUGAGGCUGAACCGCUUUCUUCGUGUGCCUCGCCUCUUUGAGGCUUUCGACCGCACAGAGACCCGCACAGCUUACCCAAACGCCUUUCGUAUCGCCAAGCUGAUGCUUUACAUUUUUGUUGUCAUCCAUUGGAACAGCUGCUUAUACUUUGCCCUGUCCCAGUACCUGGGUUUUGGGCGUGACGCAUGGGUGUACCCCGACCCAGCGCGGCCUGGCUUUGAGCGCCUGCGGCGCCAGUACCUUUACAGCUUUUACUUCUCCACGCUGAUCCUGACAACCGUGGGCGAUACACCGCUGCCAGCCAGGGAGGAGGAGUACCUCUUCAUGGUGGGCGAUUUCCUGCUGGCUGUCAUGGGUUUUGCCACCAUCAUGGGUAGCAUGAGCUCUGUCAUCUACAACAUGAACACUGCAGAUGCGGCUUUCUACCCAGAUCACGCGCUAGUGAAGAAGUACAUGAAGCUGCAGCGUGUCAACCGCCGGCUGGAGCGGCGAGUUAUAGAUUGGUACCAGCACCUGCAGAUUAACAAGAAGAUGACCAAUGAGGUAGCCAUCUUACAGCACCUGCCUGAGAGGCUGCGAGCAGAAGUGGCUGUGUCCGUACACCUGUCUACUCUAAGCCGGGUACAGAUCUUCCAGAACUGUGAGGCCAGCCUGCUGGAGGAGCUUGUGCUGAAGCUGCAACCCCAGACUUACUCACCAGGCGAAUAUGUAUGCCGCAAGGGGGACAUUGGUCGAGAGAUGUAUAUCAUCCGAGAGGGUCAACUGGCUGUGGUGGCAGAUGAUGGUGUCACACAGUAUGCUGUGCUUGGUGCAGGGCUCUACUUUGGGGAGAUCAGUAUCAUCAACAUCAAAGGGAACAUGUCUGGAAACCGUCGUACAGCCAACAUUAAGAGCCUAGGUUAUUCAGACCUGUUCUGCCUCAGCAAGGAAGACCUGCGGGAGGUGUUGAGUGAGUAUCCACAAGCCCAGGCUGUCAUGGAGGAGAAGGGUCGUGAGAUCCUGCUCAAAAUGAACAAGUUGGAUGUAAAUGCUGAGGCAGCUGAGAUUGCCCUACAGGAGGCCACAGAGUCCAGGCUAAGAGGCCUUGACCAACAGCUUGAUGAUCUACAGACCAAGUUUGCUCGCCUACUGGCUGAGCUGGAGUCCAGUGCACUCAAGAUUGCUUACCGUAUCGAACGGCUGGAGUGGCAGACCAGAGAGUGGCCAAUGCCUGAAGACCUGGCUGAGGCUGAUGAUGAGGGUGAGCCUGGGGAAGGAACUUCCAAGGAUGGAAGGGGAAGAGCCAGCCAGGAGAGACCCCCAGGAACAGAAUGAUUCCAUCUCUGUCCCCAGGAUACCCACCUUCAAGUGAAUCCAGAAUUGUAGGAAAGCCUGCCUGCAGAAACUCUGUCAUCUUGUUUGCUAGGUCACAGAGAUGGGAGUGAAUUGGUUUGUAGAUGCCCAGCUAGAGAUGUGGGGGUAUAACACACUUUCAUUCCCUCACUCACCAGCACAUGCGCGCGCACACACACACACACACACACGCUGGCCCAGUACUGUGUAUUCCAUAGAAUAUGCUGUAGACUUCCUAUUCUCAGAGCACAUGCUUUUUCACAAGCAUAGAUACAACUUACAUCACAGCAUAUAUACACAGUCGUGUACCCCCUAAACAUCUGCUACAGUCAUACAUCAAUAGACACAUAGAUAACUGCUCACAGGUGCGCACAUUGCUUGUGAAAACACAAAAGUACACCCAGAACCUUCUUGGUCCAAGAGGUCCUCUGAAUGCUCCCCAUAUGGGAGGUUUGCAAGUGUACGCUGCAAAUUGCACUUCAAUAAAGUAUUUGCCUCCUCAUAAGCAUUUAUGGGACUAGAAAGAAAAGACAAAGCCAGUGGUGGGCCAGAAUGAAUUCGUCUGAAUUCUGAGUCACAGGGGUAAGGAGCACAGAUGUGUAGUAGCUGGUAGGUUAGGUUCAAAAAAGUUGGGGUACUUAAAAAAUAGUGUACUGAGGUAAGGGAAAGUCAUGCAUGACAUUGCUUGAAGUGUACAUAUCCUUUCAUAGAUAUAUUCACAUCACAUGCUGGUCUUUGCAUCCCACAUCACAGUGUAUGUCCUCAACUUUAUGAACUCUGAGGGGUUUGAUCUAGUUUAGUGAGCCAGACCUUCUGGAAUCUGCAGCCAGGGCUUCCCUGCAUUCGGGGUUGUUACAAAUGGGAAAUAGUUCCCAGUACCUGUACCUGGCUCUUCCCUACCCAACCAGUUGUUGGAGCUGACCUUGGUGCUGUCAGAAAUCCAACCCUCCUACAUUGCAUGAUAUUCACAAAUAUAGGAUACAGCGAAGAGACUAGGUGGAGUGAAAUAUCAUAGAGACAAUUAGAGAUGAGUAUGUUGGGAGUUUUGGAGUAACUUUGGUGUGCUUCGAAGGAGGGCUGCUAGUUUGGGGCUGGGAAGGCAUUGAGUCUACAGAGAAGUCUAUCAGUUCUGAAUCAUAUUCACCCUGAGUCACCACUUCAGCUCCUCCAGAAUAUGGUGGGGCUUCAGGUCUGAGCUUUGCCAGGUGAUAUAUUAAAACAAACCUGGGGCUUAACUUCUAGGUAUAACUGAGUGGUAAAUUUCUACUAUCAUGAGAGAUUAUGAGGGUCAUAGCCCUUCAAAUCAUUUAAAAAUAUGUAGAUAUUUUGUGAUUUCUUCUUCAUAAAAUAAUAAGAUUCAUAAGCCUGGCACUAGGUCUGUCCUGUUCAUCUCUGUAUUCCCAAGGCCCAAACCGUACCUGGCAUAUAGAGACACAAAUAUUUGCUAAUCAGAGAGUUGAAGCACAUAGAGGUCAAAAUUGUAAGAAAGUAUGUGUCAAUUUCUCAGGAGGUUUCACUUUUUUCCCACAUUUUUAAAAAUCAUUUAUUUUUAAAUUUUUUACAGAUUGCAUUUUGAUUCAUUGUUUUAUUGGUACAUUAUAGU